This is a messenger RNA of Telopea speciosissima, 1638 nucleotides long. RefSeq names its product 5' exonuclease Apollo-like. The record is from RefSeq and is a predicted model, not a curated record. Gene Ontology annotation, biological process: protection from non-homologous end joining at telomere; double-strand break repair via nonhomologous end joining; interstrand cross-link repair. Gene Ontology annotation, molecular function: damaged DNA binding; 5'-3' DNA exonuclease activity. Lineage: Eukaryota; Viridiplantae; Streptophyta; Magnoliopsida; Proteales; Proteaceae. The coding region runs from base 84 to 1412 and encodes 442 amino acids. The transcript has 4 exons.
GAAAAGGAACAGAGACGAAGCUGAAAUACCAGUGGGAUUUAGGGCAAAACCUAAACGUGGAAUUUGGAAACUCUCUCGAAACAAUGGAGAAGGGGAUGAUAAGUGUGGACCGGUGGAGCGAUCAAAGCCAGACUUAUUUCUUGACUCAUCUCCAUGCAGAUCACACAAAUGGUUUGUCUUCCAACUGGAGCAAGGGACCAAUCUUCUGCUCCUCUGUCACCGCCGAGCUCUUUCCCGUUAAAUUCCCUGGUUUCAAUCUUUCCCUGCUUACGGUUUUGGAGAUCGGAAUUUCACAUUUGCUUUCUUUGGUAUCUCGCUCCACCGGAUUGGAAACUUCUGUUCAGGUUACACCCAUUGAUGCUCACCAUUGCCCUGGUGCUGUCAUGUUCUUAUUUCGUGGUGAAUUUGGAUGUGUCCUCUACACUGGUGAUUUCCGUUGGGAAUCAACCAGUGAAAGGGCACAUUUGGGGAAGAACACACUCCUCAAUGCUCUAAGGGGUGAUAAAGUGGACUUCAUUCACUUAGACAACACUUACUGUAAUCCAUUGUAUUCCUUCCCUCCUCGUGAAGCUGUUGCCCAGCAGGUUAUUGAUGUUAUUACCUCCCAUCCUGAACAUGACAUAAUUAUUGGGAUUGACACAUUGGGGAAAGAAGAACUUCUAGUUUGCAUUUCACAAGCACUUAAGAUAAAGAUUUGGGUGUGGCCAGAACGCUUGCAAACGAUGCACCUGCUUGGAUUUCAUGAUAUCUUCACAACAAAUACUUCUCUUACUAGGGUCCGAGCUGUUCCUCGUUACAGUUUUAGCAUCGACACUCUCAAGGGAUUUAAUACUAUUCGCCCAACAAUUGGAAUAAUGCCCUCUGGUCUUCCUUGGGUGGUGAGAUCCAUCAAAGAGAAUGGUGAUUCUCUUGCUUCUCUUCCAGUUUCCCACGAUAUUAGAAACAAGGUGAACGUAGAUGUUUGGGCUCAUGUGAAUGGAAGUCAGCUGAAUGAAAAGCCAUGCUAUGCCCAAAGGCUUCAUAAUUACAUCUUCUCACUACCAUACUCUGAUCACUCAUGCUACCAUGAAAUACAGGAGUUUAUUCAGCUUGUCCAGCCGGCCAACAUGAGGGGUAUAGUUUCUUCAUUAUUUUGCGAAUCUGAUCCUAUGUACCAUUUUGGCCACCUUUGUGUUACAAAUCAACUACAUGAGCAGUCAUUCAAGAAAGUCAGAAGAGGGGAGGUAAAUGGAAGUGACAAAGCUACCCAAAACAAGUCUAUACUUGGAUUUGAAAAGAACCUUCAGACAAAAGCUAAGAGAAAGAAGACAAUAAAAAUUGGCUUCUUACGUGUUCAUCUGCGAAGGGUAAGUGUUCUCAGACGAACAAGGCGUGGUGCAAAGCUUGCAGGAGUUGACAGUACUACUGAUUGAUCAGUUUUGAAUGAUGAGGAUGUUGGUUUGCAUUUGGAUAUGAGCAAGCUCAGAUGUGCUGUGACAAGUAAGCCGUAGUGUAAAAGAUUGAUGAAACUGACAGUAUUAUUAGUCAGGGUUGUAUGCUAAUAUAGAAAGUGCACCCAUGUACAAAUAUGGCAUAUGCCAGCUGGAUUUUGAAUAAUUGAGUUUCACCUGAAAGUUAAUCUGUGUGGAUUUAAUUCUU